Spinacia oleracea (spinach) is the source of this 2550-nucleotide messenger RNA. RefSeq names its product protein FAR1-RELATED SEQUENCE 5-like. The record is from RefSeq and is a predicted model, not a curated record. Bases 1 to 2550 code for a protein of 849 amino acids. The transcript has 9 exons. Lineage: Eukaryota; Viridiplantae; Streptophyta; Magnoliopsida; Caryophyllales; Amaranthaceae.
AUGGAAAACCUAAUUAGGAGUGUGAUUCAAUCAACUCAAACAAUUCAAGUUCCUCUAGAACCUGAUAUUCAAGAUGCAACAAUGGAGGACGUUCUCAACAAUUGCAUCGAAAACAAUGCUUUGGCACAGGAACGUGAAGAAGAGGAAGCAAUGGAAGCUGAAGAACAAGAUAUUAUUUCUGAUUCUGAAGUAUUGGUGUUUGAAAAAGUUACAGAUAUCAAAGUUAAAGUUGAGGUUUUCAGAGUGUUUGAAAAAGUUACAGAUAUCAAAGUUAAAGUUGAGGUUUUCAGAGUAAAAGUUAAGUAUGUAAAAUUAAUUGCAAUAACAGAACCGAAUCAAGAUAUUGUUGGAACACUGAUGGGAUACACUGCCGAAACAGUGGAGGAACUUCUAGUUUUCUACCAAAAACAUGCUAGUGAGGUUGGAUUUUCCAUAAGGAAAGGAAACACAAGAUUCAAAGUUGGGACAAGAAUCGUGCUUGAAAAGACAUAUGUUUGUUCAGCAGCAGGAGUAACAAACAAUGGAAAGAACAAAAAGAAAAAAGUGCAAACAGUUGUUCCUGUAGUGCCCAAAAAAGAGAGAAAACCAAGGCAAGUUUCGAUCACGAGAACUCAAUGUAGGGCUUGCUUGAGAGUGAAAAUCAAUUCUGAAGGCAGAUAUGAGGUUGUUAAUCACGUGAUAAUGCACAACCAUGAUUUAACUAGAAGUCAAUGGCACUACUUGCAUAGAUCUGAAAGGCAAAUAACGGAAGAGAAGAGGGAGGCAAUUGAAAGUAUGCAAAAAUCUGAUCUAUCAUCCACGGCUUCCUUUAACUACAUGGCAAUUGAAGCUGGAGGUGAAGAAAAUUUGGGACACUCGAAGAAAGACCAUCUAAAUUACUGCACGAGGUUAAAAAUGAAGCAAAUAGAAGGAGGUGAUGCACAAGCAGUAACUGACAUAAUGUAUUUAGAGCUUGAAGGUGACCCAAACUUCUUUUUUAGAUUUAGAUUGGAUGAAAAAGGCAAAUUAAGGAGUUUGUUUUGGAGGGACUCUAUGAUGAUGGAAGACUAUGGAAUUUUUGGAGAUAUAGUGGUUUUUGACACAACGUAUAGAACAAACAGGUAUAACCUAAUUUGUGGUCCAAUAGUUGGAAUAAACAACCACUGGAACAAUUGCAUGUUUGGUUGUGCAUUCAUAGGAGAUGAAAAGAUUGAGUCGUUUGUGUGGCUUCUACAAACUUUCAAAAAGUCAAUGGGGGGAAAAAGUCCAAUAUCAAUCUUUACAGAUCAAGAUGCAGCAAUGAACAAUGCCAUUAAUCAGGUCUUUCCAGAUUCAAGACACAGAUUAUGUGUAUGGCAUUUGCAUCAGAAUGCUAUUACCAGAUUUGGGGCAUUGAAACGAGAUCCAACUUUUAAGAAGACAUUCAACUAUUGCUUGUAUAAGUGUGUCACAGUAGUUGAAUUUGAAACCAAUUGGAGAUCAAUGCUGCAACAAUAUGAGCUGAUAGGGGAAGAGUGGUUUACAAAUGUAUACGAUUUGAGAGAAAAAUGGUGCCCUGCGCUAAGCAAAGACUUCUUUUCAGCUGGGAUUUUGUCUUCACAACGAAGUGAAAGCACUAAUCACGCCAUCGGAUUUAGAGCAAACAGAACAACCAGUUUAACUGAUUUCUAUAGAUUGUUCAAAGGUACAAUACAACGUUGGAGAAGUACAGAAAAGCAAGCUGAAUUCUCUUGUAUUAAAUCGGUUCCAUCCUCGGCUUUACCACUAUCUGGAUUGCUGAAACAUGCAUCAGAAGUUUACACGUUGUCACUAUUCAGAGACUUUGAGGAGGAAUUUGGAUAUUCAAUUGCAACAACAGCAAAAUUAAUUUGGAAACAAGAAAAUACUGAGUUCUAUGAUGUGUCCAUUGAUGAAGAACCUUGGUCUGCACAAAGAGUAACAUACAUCCACGAGAGCCAAACAGUAUCAUGUACGUGUAAAAACUUUGAAGCUUCGGGAUGGUUGUUCUACCACUGCAUUAGGAUAUUGCACCUUCAUUCGGUUAACCGGAUUCCAGAACAGUACAUCAAAAAGAGGUGGACAAAAUCUGCCAAGUCAUCAGUUUGGAACAAAUUAGAAAAUGAAAAACCAGAAGAGGUGCAGUACACACCUUGGCGCCAAACCAUGGCUAGGAAAUACUACAACCUUAUCUUGAAAAGCCAAUCAAAUGAGGAGACAAGAACCCUUAUGGAGGAUGGUUAUGCCGCUAAAACAAGUGCAACAGCAGCACCUGAAACAAGUGCAACAGCAGCACCUGAAACAAAUGCAACAGCAGUAUAUGAAACAAACUUAGCACCAGCAGGUACUCAUGCAACAACAACAAGUGAUACAAGUGUACAACAAGCAACAAGUUCUGAACCUGCAACAAACACAGCAACUGAACCUCCUAUGGUGUUGGAUCCUGAACGUUGCACAACAAAAGGAAGGAACAAAAGACCACGAGGACCAUUUGUCAAAAAGAAGAAGGGAAAAACUGCAGCGCCUCCAACAGCAGACUUUGGAACAAUAACUCCAAAUUUGAGAUUAUUUUGA